AUGCUCUCGACAUUGAAUCAUACUUCUCCGUGUUUGAGUGUCGUCACCAAGGGUGCUCUUGGGGCGUCGCGGAACGCUCUUGCUGCCUCCUUACCCCGACAUUUCGCCGGUAAGGCUUCUCCUAGUGGUGGUGAAUGGCAGACUAUGGAUGGUUGUACUGCUGUGUGCCAUGUGUCUUAUGCUAUGAUGGAAACCGCCUACAUUUACCCUAUUACCCCCUCGUCCCCUGCUGCUGAGCUUGCUGAGCAGUGGUCAGCGCUCGGUGUGAAGAAUGUGUUCGGUGAUAUCCCCAAGAUAACUCAGAUGCAGUCUGAAGCCGGUGCUGCCGGUGCCCUCCACGGUGCCUUGGCGGCCGGUUCUUUGGCCACUACCUAUACGGCCAGUCAAGGUCUCCUCCUUAUGGUGCCUAAUAUGUACAAGAUAGCUGGUGAACUCCUCCCCUGUGUUAUGCAUGUGGCCGCACGUGCUGUUUCUGGCCAGGCCUUAUCCAUUUUUGGUGAUCAUCACGAUGUCAUGGCUGUCCGUCAGACCGGUUUCGCCAUGAUUGACGCCGAUACUGUCCAGGA
This is a messenger RNA of Perkinsus marinus ATCC 50983, 566 nucleotides long. RefSeq lists its product as hypothetical. The transcript has a single exon. The annotation marks the transcript as partial. Gene Ontology annotation, biological process: response to oxidative stress. The record is from RefSeq and is a predicted model, not a curated record. Gene Ontology annotation, molecular function: oxidoreductase activity. Lineage: Eukaryota; Perkinsozoa; Perkinsida; Perkinsidae.